Corticium candelabrum is the source of this 2654-nucleotide messenger RNA. RefSeq lists its product as uncharacterized. Lineage: Eukaryota; Metazoa; Porifera; Homoscleromorpha; Homosclerophorida; Plakinidae. The record is from RefSeq and is a predicted model, not a curated record. The transcript has 14 exons. Gene Ontology annotation, biological process: signal transduction. Bases 10 to 2424 code for a protein of 804 amino acids.
GUUGAAUGCAUGCGCGCUUCGACCUCAUAUCACAAGUUUCGUCGAAGCCACGUCGCGCUGACACACUUUCAUCAAAACUCCAGUCUUUAUGUUAUCUCUAAAGGCGGAUACGCUCUUUAUAUGGAAGGAAUACGCGUUUUAUUGAGGAGGAACUCGACGGAAAGCCGCCGAGACAAAACAAAGAAGCCCAUACGGCAAUGUACUGUUCGUAUUAUAGGACAGCAUUAUAAGGAGACCAUCGGAGACGUUCCAGUCGUCAGAAUCUUUUUGAGCGACGAGACGUAUCGCGCCGUGAAACUAUCUGACGGUCUGACGUGCGACGAAGUCAUCAAACUUCUCUGGCCGAAAGUCGACUUGCUGGGCAAGCGGGAAGAAUACGGGCUGUACGUUGUCUAUCGUUUGGCAGAGCCACGAUUCGUGAACGGGAGCGACAUUUUAGAGCAGCUGAACACGAAUCCGUGGGACAGCGUCGUGAAAAUCUAUUUGAGACACAAAGACGACGUUUCCGACCCCGAAGAGUUCGUCGACUAUGAAGGACAGCAGAGCAUCGUUCUGCCGCGAGCCAGAGCGAAUACGAACACAUUACCGUCGGGACGGAUAUUCACUAACCCGUUUGCGACGACUACGGGCGACAUCUCUCGAUGGCAGAGAAAACAAGGCUCCUGGUCGAACAAAUUCCAAGAAAAGUUUAAGAAUGCGUGGUCAUUGGGAACACAACUUUCUACUGAUGAGCCGCCCUUGUCGCCUGAUGAUCCCGAUCGAUUAUUUGAAAAGAAAGGAGAGACUGUGUCGUCUGUAUUUUCUGAAUUUGAUGACUCGGUGAGUACCGAACGAUAUGACAACAUUGAAGAGUCGGACUCGUGUUAUGGUACGUUGAGAACACGAAUGUACACGACGGCGGGAACGUUUGGUGAGACCAAGUCACUCGAUGCCGUCUCCAAGUCGUCGUCGCUUCGAAGUCGAAGUCAAUCGUUACCACUGAUUGAUGGUGCACCGAAAGUUGAAGAUGAUGGCACGUUUUCUACAUUCGUUCCUCUUACUGACGAACAGUUGGAUCAUCUUCCUCCCCAGACUGCUGGUUUCAGAGAGAGCGGUAUUUCUCUUUCGAGUCAUUCGAGUUCGUCGGCAUCUGUUGGCGCGUCAUCACCGGCAAGUGUUCAACGCCAGCCGCCUUCUACUUCGCCAAAACCAAAGAGAAUUAGUCAAACAUCAACCAUUUCUCAAUCAGUAGUGUCAGUCGUAUCUCCGCUCUCUCCGGUAGUACCAUAUCCACUUUCACCACCUAACACUCCGAUGUCUCUAAAAGGAAGUGACAGUGAAGGUGUUACUGUGUCUCUUGGAUCGCCAUUGCUGCCACUACCAUCACCACCGCCGCCGCCUCCUGUGUUGGCAGACUCGGCGUCAUCUACCCCACCUCCGUCAACAAAAACAAAAUCAAAGUCAACACCGUCACCGCCUUCUGUCAAGAAAGGGAUAGUUCCUCCUCCACCAACUCGACUACAACCGAGAGGAGAAGCUCCUCCACCGCCACCUCGACUACAUCUACGUCUCAGCCGGUCAUCAACAGGCUCCAAUUUGGAAACGGCCGCUUCGUCAUCAUCUCCUCAUACACCACAAUCAGCCACAUCUCUUCCCAACCAAGGAGCAUCUCAUCCACUUCCUCCUCCCCCUCCUCCACCUCCCCUUUGCCCUUCUAUUCCUAGUAAUGUGACAGGUUCUCAUAAAUCAAAUUUUUGUUUGGCCUCUGUGACUAUUAAAUCCACUAAUUCCGUUCCUACUAAUCCCGUUUCUACUAAUUCUACUCUUACUAAUUCCGUUCCCGCCUUUUCGACCGCUCCUGCUCGUUCUCCGGUUCGGAGGAGAAGUCAGAAAGACAGUCCGAUAGCACAGGCAUUGACACAAUUGUUUGCCUCCAGGAUAGCCAGUCCCACAAAACCCUACACAUCAGCAUCACCACGACUUCCUGCACCAGAUCCUGUUACUCCAUCACCACCACCACCACCUGCAUCAUCACCAGGUUUUUCUAAAAGAAGAACAACUGCUACUAACACUCGAAAUACAGCUGCACCUCCUCCACCACCACCACCACCUCAACCUCCUCCUCCUUCUCUACUAGAAAGUAAGAAUUUCGUUCCAUCUGCACCGCCACCGCCACCACCGCCACCACCACCUCCUGCAGCUUCUAGGCUACCAGGAUGUCCGUCUACUGUUGCUGUUCCUCCUCCACCUCCUGUACUUCGUCCAGCUCACAAGAAAAGUCAAAAUUCCAUUCCAUCUGCACCUCCCGUUCCUCAUCCGGGUUUAGCAAGCAGUCCAGCAGUGUCUACCCCAGCAGCUCUGUUCAGUCAAUCAGGAGCCUCAGCUGGCAUCCCUCCACCACCACCACCACCUCCUCCUCCUCCUCUACUGGGUAAGAAGAAAUGAAGAAGAGAUGAACUGUUUUAUGAUCUAUUUAAUUUUGCAUAAAUGGAAAAACGAGUGUACAUACAUACAUACAUACAUAUACAUGUACAGGUAGACUUCCCGGCUGCUUGUGCUUGCUGGAUGAGUCACCACCAGUGUUCGCUACUAGUUACAUGAGUACACAGCUUCUAUGGUUUUCCGAGAAUGGUCAUAGUCAUGAAAUCUUCGUAAUUGAUUUGUAUGACACCUCG